AUGACCACAUUGUUCCCUGCCAUGGAGAGAGCCAGCCCUGCUUGCCAGACCCAGCCGGGUGGCACAGCAUACGACAGGAGUUGGCAUCACAGGCUGCUGAGGGAUGAGGACGCUCAUUACAACUGGACCGACUGUGAAGCCGAGCACUUGAGCAAAGUCCCUGUCACGCUGCUCAUCUGCCUCUGCGGGCUGGUGGGGAACGGGGCCGUCCUCUGGUUCCUGGGCUCCUGCAUCCGCAGGAACCCCAUCACCAUCUACAUCCUAAACCUGGCCGUCACCAACUUCACCUUCCUCCUCUCCAUUGCCAUUGCCCUUGUGAUAUUUUACGGCCCAGAGAGCUUUUGUCACAGUCUGGGCUCACGGGACGUGACGACUGUGUUGAACAUCACCAUCCUCUUCACUUUCACUGCCAGCGUCUACCUCCUGACCGCCUUCAGUGCCACGACGUCUCUGUCUGUCCUUCCCCCAUCCCGAUGCCCCUGCCACCGCUCCCGGCACUUGCCGGUACUCCUGUGUGCCCUGCUCUGGGCCCUCUCCUUCCUGCUCACCAUCACCCUCUACUUCUGCCCUGCGGCACUCAUCAUCUUCCUCCUGAGCUACCUCUUAUCGAUGCUUACCCUGAUUUUUUCUGGUCUGACACUGCUCACCAGGAUCUUGUGCUGCUCAUGGCAAUAUCCUCCAAGGAAGCUCUGUGUUGUGGUCCUGCUAGCUGUCAUCUUCUUCCCCUUCUUCACUGCUGAUUUUGGCUACUGGCUCUUGCUAAGACUGUUUGAUUUUUCUGUUUUUGUCUUUGACACCUCUAUCCUCUUCGCCUGCAUGAACAGCAGCAUCAACCCCGUUAUUUACUUCUUGGCCGGGAGCUGUACGACCAAGUUCACACUCUCUGUUCGCGUUGCUUUCCAGAGGGCUUUUGAAGAUGUAACAGACCCCCAAAGUAGAGGUGAAACUCCCAGAGAAAACACAGUGGAAACAACUGUUUAA
This is a messenger RNA of Cariama cristata (Red-legged seriema), 981 nucleotides long. Its product is annotated as proto-oncogene Mas-like. The record is from RefSeq and is a predicted model, not a curated record. Lineage: Eukaryota; Metazoa; Chordata; Aves; Cariamiformes; Cariamidae. Gene Ontology annotation, molecular function: G protein-coupled receptor activity. Gene Ontology annotation, biological process: G protein-coupled receptor signaling pathway. Gene Ontology annotation, cellular component: membrane. Bases 1 to 981 code for a protein of 326 amino acids. The transcript has a single exon.